This is a messenger RNA of Eimeria mitis, 1755 nucleotides long. RefSeq lists its product as uncharacterized. The coding region runs from base 1 to 1755 and encodes 584 amino acids. Lineage: Eukaryota; Apicomplexa; Conoidasida; Eucoccidiorida; Eimeriidae. The record is from RefSeq and is a predicted model, not a curated record. The transcript is spliced from 3 exons.
AUGCCCCUAUCAUCGGAGGUCUACAAGGAAAAGCAGCAGGCAGCAGCAGCAGCAGCAGCAGCAGCAGCAACAGCACCUGCUGCUGCUGCUGCUGUUGCUGUUGAGUCUCUGGUUCAUGAGAUGCAGCAGCUGCUUCUCCCGCCAGAUAUGCUGCAGCGCAGCAGCAGCAGCAGCAGCAGCAGCAACAGCAGCAGCAGCAGCAGGAGCAACGAUGUUAGCGCUUGGGAGGCAGCAGCAACAGCAGCAGCAGCAGCAGCAGCAAAACUAGAUAAUGCUGCUGCGCUGCAGCAGCUGCAGCAGCUGAUGCAGCAAGCCAAAGCCGUGGCGACCAGGUCCCUAGGACAUCCGCAGCAGCAGCAGCAGCAGCAGCAGCAGCAGCAGCAACAGCAGCAGCAGCAGCAGCAGCUGCCGCUGCUGCUGCCUGUCUCCCUUUCUGCUGCUGACAUAACAAAGUGCUUGCUGCUGCAGACAGUCAACGAGAAGGUGCAGCAGCUGCAGCAAACCCUAGCAGCAGCAAUCGACUUCUACGGUAUCCCCCGUACUCAGCAACAGCAGCAGCAGCAGCAGCAGCAGCAGCAGCAGGACGGCGCAGGGUCUACGGCAGCAGCAGCAACUGCAAGAGCUGAGCCAGAGCCUGCAGCAGCAGCAGCAGCAGCAGGAACAGCAGCAGCAGCAGAAGCAGAAGCAUCGCCUUUCCCAACAGGAAUCGAUGCUGCUGCUGCUGCAGCCUUUGCUGCUAGUGAUGAUGCUGCAGCAGCAGCAGCAGCAGCAGCAACAGAAGCUGCGCUGCUGGCGCCCACGCAGCUGCAAGAGGAGACAGCACUUAGAGCCCUCCUGGUGUCUCCGCAGAGCAGCAGCAGCAGCAGCAGCAGCAGCAGCAACAGCAGCAGCAGCAGCAGCAAGUUGACAGAUUGGCAGCAAGAGAGAGAAGCAGCUGCAGCAGCAGUGCAGCAGCUGCUGCUGCAGCUGCAUGCUGCUGCUGCUGCGCUGCAGCAAACACUGACGAAGCGUCUGCUGCUGGAGAUGACCGACUUGCUGCUGCAGUUAAGAGACAGUGCAGCAGCAGCAGCAGCACGAGAGCAGCAGCAGCAGCAGCAACAGCUGCAGCAGCAGCAGCAGCAGCAGCAGCAGCAGCAGCAGGAACUACGAGCAGCAGCAGAGACAGAGUGGUUUGUUGCAUUUGGUAGAAUCACGCGGCACCUGCUAGCAACAAAAGAAGGAGCUGCUGCAGUUGAGGAGGUGUUCAACGAUGUGCUGGUAAGGCCCCUUGUUGCUGCUGCUGCAGCAGCAGCAGCAGCAGCAGUCUGCAGCACCAAGUACACAGCCAAUACACCUAAGCAGCAGCAGCAGCAGCAGCAGCAGCAGCAGCAGUUGCUGCAGCUGCUGCAUCUCCCAAGGCCACUGACAACACAAGAAGAGGCUCUUCUGCUGCGUUGCCUGCUGCAUGGUGUUGCUGCUGCUCUUGCUGCUCCUCCGCUGCUGCUGCUGCCGCUGGCCAUGAAGCUCUCAGCUGCCUAUACACCCCAACACAAAAACAAAAAAAACAAACAGCACACACCAGACGUGCAGCUGCUGCAGCUGCUGCUCAAGGAGACGCUGCAGGUAAGCAGCAGCAGCAGCAGCAGCAGCAGCAGCAGCAGCAACAGCUGCAGCAAGAAACGCAGCAGCAGGACCAGAAGGAAAUUCUCUGCAUCCCUGCAGCAGCAGCAGCAGCAACAAGAGCAACAGCAGCAGCAGCAGCAACAACAACAUUAG